Macaca mulatta (Rhesus monkey) is the source of this 4658-nucleotide messenger RNA. RefSeq names its product MAP7 domain containing 3 (gene MAP7D3). Gene Ontology annotation, cellular component: microtubule cytoskeleton. NCBI's taxonomy places the organism in Eukaryota, Metazoa, Chordata, Mammalia, Primates, Cercopithecidae. The record is from RefSeq and is a predicted model, not a curated record. Gene Ontology annotation, biological process: microtubule cytoskeleton organization.
CAGUAGGGGCAGAGCACGGAACGUAGGAGAGGGUUUCUUUAGACCAGGCAGUCGCUGCCCAGCCGGUCAGGACGUGGGACGCAAGGGGCAAUCCUGCCUGGUUCGCAGGUCCGAGGCGGGCGCGGUGGCCCUUUGGGCCCCGCCCCGCCCCGCCUACCGGCAGCCAGGCCAAGGCCCAAGCGGAGGUCGCGCCGACGCCUGCGCAAUGUAUGCGGAGAGCCACCACCGCCUCCGGUCCCGACUCCGAUGAUGGCGGACGGCGCCGCCGCUGGCCCUGGCGGCAGCACAUCUUUGAGAGAGCUGCGGGCACGGAUGGUUGCUGCAGCAAACGAGAUUGCUAAGGAAAGGAGGAAGCAAGGUGUGGUUAAUCAUGUUGCAACCCAUUCCUCAAAUAUAAGAUCAACAUUUAAACCAGUAAUCGAUGGAUCCAUGCUUAAAAAUGACAUAAAACAAAGAUUAGCAAGAGAGCGCAGAGAGGAGAAAAGGAGACAGCAAGACGCCAAUAAAGAAACACAACUACUUGAAAAAGAAAGAAAGACCAAGCUCCAAUAUGAAAAACAGAUGGAGGAAAGACAGAGAAAGCUGAAGGAACGAAAAGAGAAAGAAGAACAACGGAGAAUAGCCGCAGAAGAAAAAAGACACCAGAAGGAUGAAGCACAAAAGGAAAAAUUUACAGCCAUUCUUUAUCGUACUUUGGAACGGAGGAGACUUGCUGACGAUUAUCAGCAAAAAAGAUGGUCAUGGGGAGGCUCUGCAAUGGCGAAUUCUGAGAGCAAAACUGCCAAUAAACGAUCUGCAUCUACUGAAAAACUUGAACAGGGAGCUUCUGCUUUAAUCAGACAAAUGCCUUUGUCAUCUGCAAGCCUUCAAAAUUCCGUUGCCAAAAGGAAAACAGACAAGGAGAGAAGCUCAUCUUUAAAUAGAAGAGAUAGUAACCUACAUUCGUCUACUGAUAAAGAACAAGCAGAAAGGAAGCCACGUGUUACAGGUGUCACCAAUUAUGUAAUGCGGUAUGUCACUGUACCCUUGCGUAAAUGUACUAGUGACGAAUUGAGGGCUGUUAUGUUUCCCAUGUCAGCAAUGAAAAUACCUCCUCAAACAAAAGUAGAAGAGGCUCCCUUGGAGAAAGUAGAGACACCUCCCAAGGCAAGUGUGGAUGCACCCCACCAGGUGAAUGUGGAAGUAUUCUGCAACACAAGCAUGGAAGCAUCCCCCAAGGCAAGUGUGGGCAUGGCCACUGAGGUGAGCACGGACUCAUCCCCUGUGGCGAGUGUGGAUGUGUCACCUGUGGUGAGCACAUAUGAUUCUGAGAUGAGCACGGACGCAUCCCCCGAGUUGAGCAUAGACACACCCCUGAAGGUAUACCUGGAAACAAUUCCCAAGGUGAGCAUAGAAGCAUCCCCGGAGGUGAGCCUGGAAGCACUCCCAGAGGUGAGUGUAGAGGCAGCCCCAGAGGCAAGUGUGGAAUCACCCCCAGAGGCGAGCCUGGAAGCACCGUCAGAAGUGAGCAUGGAAGCAGCCCUAGAGGGGAGCUUGGAAGCACCUCCCAAGGGGAGUGCAGAAGGUGCCCCCAAGGAGAGUGUGAAAGGGUCACCCAAAGAGAUCAUGGAGGCGUCUCCUGAGGCAAUGGUGAAAGCAUCCUCCAAGACAUCCCUUGAAGCAAGCAUGAAAGCAUCUCCCAAGGCAAAAGCGAGAGACGCUCCAAAGAAAUCAGACAUGGAAAAACAGGCCUUAACCCUUAUUGCCAAGAAGCGUCUAUCAUCAUACACUGAGUGUUAUAAAUGGUCAUCAUCUCCUGCAAAUGUCUGUGGUCUGCCAUCUCCCAUCAGCACUAACAGGCAAAUCCAAAAGAACCGCCCUCCAUCACCAUUACCACUUAUUUCAAAACAGUCACCACCGACUUCUUUUCCUUAUAAAAUGAUGCCUAUUCAACACACCAUGUCUGUGCAAAGUGCAUCAAGUACUGUCAAAAAGAAAAAAGAAACAGUUUCUAAAACCACUAACAGAUGUGAGGCUUUGAGCCAGAGGCAUAUGAUCUAUGAAGAGUCUGGUAAUAAGAGUACUGCAGGUAUUAUGAAUGCCGAGGCGGCAACAAAAAUUUUGACAGAAUUACGCCGCCUUGCUCGUGAACAAAAAGAAAAAGAGGAAGAAGAAAGACAACGGGAAGAAAUGCAGGGAAGGGUCAUUAAGAAAUCAAAAGACGUGGCAAAGGAAGCAGUUGGAGGCCAAGCAGAAGACCUCUUGAAACUCAAAGAUGGGCAGCGACCAAAGGAGACUAAAAAGAAGAAAGGAUGGCUGGAUCAGGAAGACCAGGAAGCACCACUGCAGAAAGGGGACGCCAACAUAAAAGCUCAAGAGGAAGCUGACAAACGCAAGAAAGAACACGAGAGAAUUAUGUUACAAAAUUUACAAGAACGGUUAGAAAGGAAAAAGAGAAUAGAAGAAAUUAUGAAGCGGACGAGAAAGACAGAUGUGAAUGCCUCAAAGGUCACAGAAACAUCCAGCCAUGACAUAUAUGAAGAGGCUGAGGCUGACAACGAAGAAAGCGACAAGGACUCAUUGAAUGAAAUGUUUCCAUCAGCCAUUCUAAAUGGCACAGGCUCACCUCCCAAAUUUAAAAUACCGUUCAACAAUGCCAAGAAAAUGACACACAAGCUGGUAUUUCUAGAAGACGGUUCCAGCCAGGUCCGUAAAGAGCCAAAAACAUAUUUUAAUGGUGAUUUGAAAAACUUCAGACAAAAAAGCAUGAAAGACACUUCAACACAGGAAGUAGUUUCAAGACCAUCUUCCAAAAGAAUGACCAGUCACACAACAAAAACCAGAAAGGCAGAUGAAACCAACACCACCAGCAGAUCCUCUGCACAAACAAAAUCUGAAGGAUUCCAUGACAUCUCGCCAAAGUCCCCAGACACCUUUAGACGAUAAGAGAAGAAGCAAACCUGUUUCUCCUCAUUAGGAUAUGUAAACCUUACUCAGCCUGGGAGAUGAAUACAUCUUCCACUCUGGAUAACUCAACUCCUGGGCCCAUCAGUCCUCAAAUUUUUCUGCUUCUGACUUGAACCUGGUAAAGGAAGUAACACCGAAAAAUUGAAAGAAACUGUCAAAAGAUCACCUUGAUGUAUAUCUCAGAAUAUGUUAAAAAUCAUGUUGUUCUCUUGUGUCUAAGCAAGAGCUCUAAGUAAAGAGUUGUUUUUGUUUUCUUUGGAAAAUCACCAUUGUCUCUUAUUCUUGUGUUGUCCUACCAAUGUGUUUGCUGGAGCGAGUGCAUCAAGGAUGCUUUCCUGAAAGUGUAAUUGUGGAGUUUCUAGAAGAAUAUGAUUGCAGAACUAAUUCUCUUUCAGUUUAUAUUUGAAAUCUUAAAGUAAUGCUUUUUCUUUUUCUUUCUCUUUUACUUUUUUUUUUUUUUUUUUGAGACGGAGUCCUGCCCUGUCGCCCAGGCUGCAGUGCAGUGGCGCAAUCUCAGCUCACUGCACCCUCCGCCUCCUGGUCUCAAGCAAUUCUCCUGUCUCAGCCUCCCCAGUAGCUGGGAUUACAGGCAUGUGCCACCACACCUGGCUAAUUUUUUGUAUUUUAGUAGAGAUGGGGUUUUACCAUGCUCACCAGGCUGGUCUUGAACCCCUGGCCUCAAGUGAUCCACCUGUCUUGGCCUCCCAAAGUGUUGGGAUUACAGGUGUGAGCCACUGGGCCCAGCCAAGUAAUGAUUUUUCUGUGUACCAGUGACAAUUUUGACAGCUAAAACCUCACAGUUGAUCUUGUAGAGAACAUAAUAGAUUAUGCAAGGGCCGCAGGAUCACUCACAAGAGCUGUGUCAGAUUGUUUCUAAUAUAAAAAUACCAAAGGUUGCAAAAUCCAAUAAAUUGUAUUUUACCAUGAUAUAUGUAUAUUUUUAACUCUACCCAUUUGUGCCAGUGAGUACACAGGCACCAAUAGCCUCAAAUGCUGGGAGUCUUGUAAAGCCCCAUCUUGGAACAGUCAGCACCUUUCAUGCUCUUGUCAGUGUUUCCUUUUGAAGAACAUAUUGGUGUUUAUCUACAGAAACAUAUAUUAUUUUCAUUGUGUACAUAAAGGAGUACAUGGCUCUUGUCCCAUGGGGUAUGUUUAAUUCCUCGAAAUGUUUAAUGUUUAAAGUAUUUUUCGGCCUGUACUCUCCAGUUCUGUCGUUGAGUAUAUACUCAGGCUUGAGAUAUAACCAAAUUUUGCUUGCCUUUCUCUAGCCACUGGCUGCCAGUGAGUCCGCGUGAUGGGCACACAGAAAUGCACACAGAUGUACAUACACGUAUGUAUGCACACACAGUAUUAUGAUUCCAUAAAAUUCAAAUGCAGAUUAAUUCUAAUAAUGAGUUUUCAGUGUUGAAUUGCAAAUAGUCCGAAGCAGGCCAGUGUUCCUUCUGGCUGCCAGUCCUGGAUUAGUAAAAGGAGGUAAUUCUUUCAGAUUCCCUGGUUCUUUGCCACUCAGAGUAUUGUACUUUUGAUAUAGAAUAGAGAAAGUUACCUUUGGUUUAAAAACUAUUUUUAUAUACUAGGUCUUUCAUGUAUAACACAGAGACAAUCAUCCUAACAAAAGAGUUUGUUAUUUUUCUGCACAAAUAUCAUGUGUUGAAAUACCGUUACAGUUCCAUAUAAAUGUGUGCUAUAUAAAAUAAACUUUGCAGAUAAAA